GCCCGCACGAGUUGGGAAAUCGCUUCUCGCUCGCCUCAGUCUGGCUCGAACGUCGUGUUGUAUCGACGCGUACUCGCUGCGACACUCGCCCCUCGCGAGCCUCCGUUCGAAUACGCGAACGCGCCUCAGAUAUUCGAAAGAAGAGCGCGCGGCGAAAAUAGUGAGCUCGUGGUCCGCUCGUGGCCUUCUCGUGGCCGGGAUCGGUCUAGGUGGAAAACCAGUGGUAAGUGCGGGCAGUACGAUGCUGCCUGCACUGUUGUUGCUGGUGCUGCUGGCCCCAGCAGGGCCCGCAUAUGCGCGCCGCCAUGCCCCCGACCUGCGGGAGGACGAGCCCGCAAGACGAACCACGAGACCGGCCGAAUGUCAGUUCGGGAAGCAGGCGAAAGAGCUCGGCUCGACAUGGUACGCAGACCUCGGCCCGCCAUUCGGUGUGAUGUACUGCAUCAAAUGUGAGUGUAUAUCGGUACAAAAGAAGCGUCGGGUAGUUGCCAAGGUGCACUGCCGCAAUAUAAAGAAUGAAUGCCCGGAACCCUCGUGCGAUACACCUACGUUGCUACCCGGAAGAUGUUGCAAGACUUGCCCAGGCGAUUUAGAUUCUCCAGAUAUCGUCCAAGAAGAUAGUCCCACCGUUGUGAUUACUACUAAUGAUGACGAGGAACUUAGUUUGAGACACUUUGGAGCUCUGUUGACUGGUCGAUCACCUUUAUGCAUAAGGCGAGAUGAUAUGACCGGAGUGCCCGUAGCUUCAGGUGUGGCCACCGCACGCUUUACGUUUCGACGCCGUCACCUGUAUUGGUCUGUUUUACUCGGCCCGACCAUGGUCCUUCAACCGCGCGCUUUGGCAUUUCUAGACAGAGGUGGAAGAAUGCUUCUCGAACAUCCCUUAAAAAGAGCUCCUGGGAUUCACGCUACUUACGAGGAAAAAACAGAUAAGCUAUGUGGCGUCUGGCGUCGAGUUCCCAGAGAGUAUAAGCGUUUAUUGAGAGAAGGCUCUUUGUAUGUGGCACUGAUUUGGGGUGACGAGCGAAACAACUCAAUGGAUAGUGCACUUAGUGGCAGAAUAAACAGGUACCCAGCGCUUUCUACGGAAAUGUUUACGUCUCUUCUCGAACCCGAACAUGCCCCUACAGUAAUCACUAAAGGGCCGUGCGAUGACUACCGAAUGCCAGGUCAGGAAGAAGGAUGGUGGGGAGGCACUGCUGUGGUAACCGGUGCAGCUGGAGCUGCUCCCAGUUUACAUCUGGCAAUAAUUUAUAAUGGUGUUUUUAUGCCCUCAUCGAGAGACCAAUCUGUAAGAGUACUACUGACGCUCCCCGAAAGAAAUCAAACAAUAAUUGAUGAGGUUCAAAACGUAAACAAACCAGGCUACGAGUUAAAUGUUCUAGAAGUUUCAACACCUGUGUCUGCUGCUGAAUUACGGUCAUUGUCAAGAGGGCGGCUUCUGCUAUCGGUGGAAGCGACUGGAACAAUAGAAAGACGCAUUUCUGGAAGUGUCAGGCAAAGGGCUGCUUGUGAAGUCUUCCAUGCACCUUUGAUGGCGGAAAGACCUCCUGCAACACUUGCACCUGAAGGUCUUGCUUUGCUUUAUAUUGAUAAAGAUGGAUCCCUUGUCUAUGAUAUACAGAUAGAAAAUUUAAGCAUAUCGGAUCCUAAGAUAACUUUGGUGGAAGAGCAAGGCAAACGUCAUUCGCAAGUAGAAAUAUUGGAUACCAGGAUGGGUGUAUUAGCAAGACCCAGUGCACGUAUAUUCCCUCCACUUUAUGAAGACCAACUCGCAGUGCACAUCGGAUCAGAUACAGGUCCUCCAAUGUUGAGAGGUCGAUUAUUAUCAAGAUCUCUACCAGACGCAGCUAGUUCAGGACCAGCAUUACUGAGACGUACCGACGCGCGUAUGCCUCCUUCUAUCAACCCGGUUGCUGGUCUCGCCUGGCUAGCAGUUGAUUCUUUGUGCGGGAUUAAUUAUGAGGUGGUUGUAAACGGGUAUUCUGGUGCCUGGUCUACCUGGCUGGAGAGUCACCCACCUGGCAGCAGUGGUCCAAGGAUCUUAGCUGGGUUGGAAGGUUCGGUUCUAGAACCUUCUCCAGCGGAGUUAGCAGCGCUUAAUGCUGGCUCCGCUUAUCUCAACGUCCGCUCAUCGGAUAAUGACACGGAAUUCUUACGCACGCGGUUGCAUCAGAUAAGCGUGCCAGCAUCGUGUCUUCCGUCAGGUUCAUACUCCAAUGAUGUAGGUUCUAAUAACGUACCAACGCACAUGAAUUCUCCACCACCAGAUAACUCCCUUUCGAACACUGCUUCAUGCUAUUACAAUGGAAAAUUGUACGAAGAUGGCGCGCAAUGGAUAUCUACUGAGUCCUGCCAUAUGUGUGGAUGUGUCCACGGCAUACUGAGAUGUGACCAGGUGCGAUGUCCACCGGUCAAUUGCGCCGUUCCCACAAUUCAACCACCGGGUCAAUGUUGUCCUAUUUGUACCAAUUCAACAGCUGCAGUCUGGAACGAGUCGCACGGCUGUCAUCUUGCUGGACAAUAUCAUGCGCCUGGCUCUUCCUGGCAUCCUUACUUAGUACCGGGUGGUUAUGACACAUGCGCAAUAUGCACAUGCGAGUUCCCAACGAGACAAGUACGAUGCCCGCGAGUGAGGUGCCCACCUCUGAAAUGUACCGAGAAAGACGCUUACAGACCAGACAAGAAGGCCUGCUGUAGAGUGUGCCCCGAGGUUAAAACAAAAAAGACAGAAGAAGAUACGCCAAAGGAUCAAGGAGCGCCACGCACUGCGGAAGAGAUCCUUGCUGAAGGAGGUUGCAAGUUCCCAGACGGUCCUCUGCCGAAUGGCAAAGAAGUUCAUCCAUCAAUACAUUCACACGGGGAACAGAGAUGCGUCACGUGUAGGUGCAAGGACGGCGAGGUGACGUGCAUCCGCAAGCGCUGCGGGCGAGCGGCGUGCGCGCGGCGACGACGCGGCGACGCGUGCUGUGCUUGCACGCGCCAUCGCCGCCAGCGUGCACCGCGCCUCGACGCGCCGAGCUGAGCGCCGCGCCGCCGCGCCGCGACUCCCGCGCACCCGCGCACACCCGGCCGUUGUCGCCCGACACAGUAUUACUGCGCCGGAACCCCCGUCUAUCCCAGACUGCUCCUAGGCUAAGUGAGUGAACGCUUCGCUCUAUAGACUGAUAUAUUUUUAUGUUAUCUUGCGAUUCGAAUGUGUCUAGUGUCGGUGGUGCGGCGGUCGGCCGAGCGGCGGCCCGGAGCGGAGCGCCUUGUUGCAACGGCGAUUGAAUAUACAUUUCCCACCGGUAUUUUAAUUGGUAUUAUGUGUCCAGAAAUUAGUAGGCGCACAGAGUGCUCGGUAGAGGGUAGGACCCGAAGGACGCGUCGGUCGUCCGGCUCGGCCGCACGUAGACAGGAAUGUGAGCGCGGUCAAUGAUGUUAAAGAUGUGCCAUAUUUUCUUAAUGUAAAUAAUAAAUUAUUAAACUUUAUUUUACUUAUGUGCAUAUUUAUUUACAACUCUUAAUGUAUAUUAUACGGUAUCGUAGCGAUCGUAUCUUGUCAUGUCUAAGCCAUCACAACUAUAUUGUCGUCGAUUCGAUCAUCUCUAUUUGUGCAUUUGCUUGUAGUUUGUAUAUCUUUACGUAAUACCACAUUUGUACAUGUUACAUACUCGGUAGUUCUUACCGUAUUUAAUAAGCCUGUGGUAACUUUAAUAUGUAAGUAAACCUAAGUUGGUAUCUGUAACUUAAGUUCUAUUUAGUCUUUCGAUAAUCGGCCACAGCAGAUUUUGUAAAUACCUUAUUCGUACGUUGUUCUACUUAUAUAAUUCUAUACUAUUAUAACUAAUGAUAUUUUACGUUGAAUGCUGUUAUAGACCGUUAGCAUGGUUACACACCGUUAAAAAGCAAUUAAUUAGAUAUACCUAGUUUACGUAAUCUUGACUAGUUUUUUUUUAAUUAUUAGGUAAACAGUUUUAUAGUUACGUAUUUAAGGAAGCUAGUCCAAAUGUGUUGAUGUGAUGGAUGUAAAUGCCAUGUAGCUAGAUAUAUGUCUGCUUUGAUUGAUAUUGAUAUACAUUAUAUUAUUUUAUUAUAAACAUCUAAAAGUAUUUCGCUUUUACGGCACAAAAUUGGGGGUUUACUUGUGUUAAACAUUGCCAAAAAUUUAGAACUUUUGUAAAGGUUUUCGCGUUUGUUGUGGGAUCUAGUCCAUCAAAAUUUGUGAAUGUAUUAUAUUGUUCUACUCACGUUAUUGGCUAUCUUUAUUUUAUGUUUUGAAAUAAUUAGAAUCAAUAAGAACACGAUUUAUUUUGGUUUUAGUACAUAAUCUAACAGUAGGGAAUAAUCACCUAUGGCUUGCGAAUAACAAAACUAAUAGCCAUAAAGGGUACUAUAAACUUGCUUGUGUUGCAUUGUUUUAAUUUGAUAAAUAUUAUAUUUUUAGUAGCUCACUCAUAUUAUACUCUCCCUCAUUAUACAAAGGGAAUGACUGUUUUUUUGGUUAUUUUAUCAAAUAUUUGGGCGUCCGAACUGGCGAAAAAAAAUUGCUUUAACUGUUGUAACUGGUCAAAAUUUCUGUAAAACGUCAUACAAUUUUAGUAGGUAUGCAAUAAAUUACCUGUGAAUUCUGGAUA
Messenger RNA from Pararge aegeria (speckled wood butterfly), 4619 nucleotides. RefSeq names its product dorsal-ventral patterning protein Sog (gene sog). The transcript has 16 exons. NCBI's taxonomy places the organism in Eukaryota, Metazoa, Arthropoda, Insecta, Lepidoptera, Nymphalidae. The record is from RefSeq and is a predicted model, not a curated record. The coding region runs from base 242 to 3025 and encodes 927 amino acids. Gene Ontology annotation, biological process: multicellular organism development. Gene Ontology annotation, molecular function: protein binding.